Molecule: messenger RNA, 1626 nt
Organism: Aspergillus bombycis
Lineage: Eukaryota; Fungi; Ascomycota; Eurotiomycetes; Eurotiales; Aspergillaceae
Product: putative MFS alpha-glucoside transporter
Exons: 4
Coding region: 1-1626 (541 amino acids)
Biological process (GO): carbohydrate transport; transmembrane transport
Cellular component (GO): membrane
Molecular function (GO): carbohydrate:proton symporter activity
Source: RefSeq, a predicted model, not a curated record
AUGAAUCCGGCUAAGGUGGAUGAUCAGGAAAUGUCAAAGACAGACGAGGCUGUACACAUUGAAAUGGCACACAACCCUACAACGACCAAGGAUGCGCUUGGUGACGCUGCUGCCAGAGGACAAGGUGUCACUGGAUAUGAAGCGCUCACAGUAUGGGAAACAAUCAAGUUAUUUCCAGUCAAUACCGCAGUCUGCGCUGCUGUCGCGUUCAGUGCGGCCACAGAUGGCUAUCAAAUUAGUAUCAACGGCAAUAUCAUCGCAAAUAAGGGCUUCGUCGCUCAAUUCGCCACAGAAACCAAUCCUGAUGGUUCACCUGCGCUGGCCUCGUCGAUUCUUAGUGCCUGGACCGCCUGCAUGUCUGUGGGGCAGAUAAUCGGGAUGACCACUCUUCCGUUCCUCUCUGACAAGUAUGGACGCAAAACAGCUAUGUAUACGUAUUGGUUUGUGCUCGCGAUCAGCGUGCUGGCAGAAUGUCUGGCACGCCGCUGGCCAGUGUGGCUCAUUGCCAAGUUACUGGCAGGAAUAGGCGUUGGUUGCCUCCAAUCUACAGUGCCCACUUACAUUGCUGAGGUGGCACCCACUCGCAUUCGUGGUAGUCUGCUAAUGGCAUUCAACUUCUGGUUCGUGCUCGGUACGCUUUUCGCCCCGGUCACCUUGCAGGUUUUGAGCAAAAGCCGCCCAACGGACUGGCUUACGCCCAUCUACACCCAAUGGAGCCAGAUUGGCCUGAUGCUCCUGAUUUACAUCUUCGUUCCAGAAUCGCCUGCGUGGUGCGUGACACGGGGGAAAGCAGAACUUGCCAAGGAGUCGUUGCGCAACCUGCAUCGUGGAGUUCAGGAUUACGACGUGGAGCAGCAGUACCGUCUGCUUGUACUCGCGGUGGAACACGAGUUGGAAGUUGCUCGUGCUUCGAAAAACGAACGGUGGUAUUCUAUCUUCAGAGGCGUUGAUGGGAGGCGCACUCUUACUGCGCUCUGGACUUUACUGACCCAGCAGUUCCUCGGCCUCACAUUGUUCUCAACCUUCGCCUCGUACUUUUUCCAACAGGCCGGCCUCGACAAUCCCUUCAUGACCAAAUGCAUCAUCAUCGGCAUCAACAUCGCCACGAACUUGGUCGUGAUCCUCUCGGCAGACAAGGUUGGUCGACGGAUGAUCUCAUGCACGGGGUCUACUCUAUCCUGGUUCGCUUGCGUAGCUGUUGGGAUUCUGGGCGUCACCCCUUCCGUGCCGGCUUCCAAUUAUCUCUUUGUCCUGUUUGCUAUCUUGUGGAAUAUCGGCGUCGUAGCCAACAGCGCAACCGGAUGGGGGUUCAUCGGCGAGAUAUCCUCCCAGCGACUGCGAGGCUACACAGCCGGGUUCGGAGCCGCUACAACCUGUGCAGCAGGCGUUGUGAUGAACGUGCUCACUCCGUACAUGGUGAACACCAACCAGUGGAACUGGGGCCUCAAGGCGGGGUGGUUCUACGCGGGACUUGGAUUCCCCUGCGUGAUUCUCAUGUGGCUAUUGAUCCCCGAAACCAACGGACGCACUUCUGCGGAGCUGGAUGAGCUCUUUGAGCGUAGGGUCAAGCCGUGGAGGUUCCACAAGACGGAGACUGCUACCCAGCGUGUUCUUAACUCGGAUUAG